CCCUGAUAUUGUAGCUGGCAUUUCCAUGUCUCUCUCUCUCUCUCUCCCUUCUCUGAGGACUCAAAAACAGUGACUCACUCACUGAGUCAAAUCGGUAAAAACUGAGAGAAAAAAAAAAGAGGGUUCUUUCCAAGUUAUUCACUACUUUUCCUUUUCAACAUUGCUAUCCAUUUUUGUUUUUGUUUCUUUUUUGCAUUGAGGAUUGUUCUGUGAGAUUGUGGAUUUAGGAAAGUGUUGUUAAUGUGCACUUUGGAAUUCACUGUGUUGGUUAAUUUCAAGCUUCAAACAUGAAGGAGUUGCAUUCUCUGAGUCUCCUUCAAAUUACUCUGUUUCUUCCUCUACUUAUGUGUAUGAACAAGUCUCAGGGCUCUCCAACCAGUGGUACAAAAUAUUCCAUUUCGAUCACAACGAAGGAUGGCAUGCUGCCUCUUGAUAUCUCUCCAAGUGCACAGCCACAGCCAUUUUUGCCUCUUUUAGCACCUUCACCAUUGACGCCUUUCAAAAACUAUUCUAUGCCUCAGUCUAAACUGUCAGGUCUAUGUUCAUUAAAUUUCUCUGCUGCCGAAGAUAUAAUGACCACAACUGCUACUGAUUGCUGGACUUCCUUUGCUCCAUUUUUGGCGAAUGUACUAUGUUGUCCUCAAUUUGAUGCCCUGCUGUUGGUCCUUAUUGGUCAAUCAAGCAAAUUCUCUGGGGUACUAGCAUUGAACACAACUCAUGCUCGGCAUUGCCUCUCUGAUGUUAAGAAGGUCCUCGUCAAUCAAGGAGCAAAUGAUGACUUAAGGAAAAUAUGUUCAGUCCAUCCAGUGAAUCUCACUGAAGGCUCGUGCCCUAUUGUAUUUGUUGAUGAAGUUGAGAGCAUUGUUGACUCAUCAAGACUUCUGACUGCCUGUAGAAAAAUUGAUCCCGUAAAUGAGUGUUGCAACCAAGUUUGCCAAAAUGCUAUAAAUGAUGCUGCAAGGAAAAUAGCCUUGAAUGAUAUGUCGAACUCAAAUGGUAACCAUAGCUUGCCUGGGAAGACAACUAGGAUCCAAGAUUGUAAGAAUAUUGUCCUUCGUUGGCUGGCUAGUAAACUUGAUCCAUCGGCUGCAAAUAGUGUUUUUAGGGGUCUCUCAAACUGCAACCUAAACAAAGUUUGUCCGUUGGUUUUGCCGAAUGUCACAAGUGUAGUGAAAGAGUGCAGAAAUGAUAUAAGUAACCAAACAAGUUGCUGCAAAGCCAUCAAAAGCUAUGUGUCCUAUUUGCAAGACCAGAGCUUCAUAACCAAUCUGCAAGCCUUGAAAUGUGCUGCAUCACUGGGCAAGAAGUUGCAAAAUGCUAAUGUCUCCAAUAAUGUGUAUAAUCUUUGUCGAAUCGGCCUCAAGGACUUUUCUCUUCAAGUUGGAUCACAAGAAUCUGGCUGCCUUUUGCCAAGUCUGCCUUCGGACGCAGUAUUUGAUAAAUCGUCCGGUGUUGGAUUCAUGUGUGAUCUUAACGACAACAUUGUAGCUCCAUGGCCUUCAUCUUCAUUGUCGCUGCUUCCGUCCUCAUGCAAUAGAACGACGAAACUUCCAUCGCUUCCCACAGCGACGUCUUCACAAAAUGGUCUUUACAUUAAUAACUUGGUUCUACUUCACCUCUUUACCUCUUUAAUACUUUUCAAGAGGCUUCUUUAACAUUGGAGUUCCUUUGGCUACCGGAAAAGACUAAAAAGCCCUCAUUCGUAUCCAGUCAUCAAAUUGUUUAUAUUGUUAGCUAGUAUAGAAAUUCUGCUUUGAGAUAGUCCUUCUAGUACAAUUUUUCAUUGUAUUACAUUACAUUAGCACAUCAUUGUUUCAAUAUUCUUUGAAAUUGUAAUGAGUUCCC
This is a messenger RNA of Arachis stenosperma, 1845 nucleotides long. RefSeq lists its product as uncharacterized. Bases 288 to 1655 code for a protein of 455 amino acids. Gene Ontology annotation, cellular component: plasma membrane. The record is from RefSeq and is a predicted model, not a curated record. The transcript has 8 exons. Lineage: Eukaryota; Viridiplantae; Streptophyta; Magnoliopsida; Fabales; Fabaceae.